This is a messenger RNA of Epinephelus fuscoguttatus (brown-marbled grouper), 2355 nucleotides long. RefSeq names its product STE20 related adaptor alpha (gene strada). Gene Ontology annotation, molecular function: protein kinase activity; protein serine/threonine kinase activator activity; ATP binding. Bases 193 to 1479 code for a protein of 428 amino acids. Gene Ontology annotation, biological process: protein phosphorylation. The transcript is spliced from 13 exons. NCBI's taxonomy places the organism in Eukaryota, Metazoa, Chordata, Actinopteri, Perciformes, Serranidae. The record is from RefSeq and is a predicted model, not a curated record.
GCGACGACGACGCUCAACCAAGAGAGCGUAGUGGAGAGCUGCCAGAAACAUCCCGCUGGAGAGGAUGGCUAGCUGAAGAAGUUAUCCUAAAAUAUAAUGUAACUCCAACCAGCCACCGCUGUUCCAAACAUUGUAAAGGGAUUCCCUGGGCGGGUUUUCGACAUUUCAUAUGUAACACACUCAAGAGGAUCCAUGUCUUUUCUUCGUUGGGUAACUGAGAAACUGAGUGUGGAGAGCCUGCGGGAUUUGGAGUUAUUUGGAGAGCAAGCUCAGGGACUCUCUCACAGGAAAGCCCAUGAGGACAGCCAGGAGAGCCUGACCUCCCUCCCACGUCGGGACACGAUGGGCAGCUUCCUCCCUGACAGCAGCUCCUACGAGCUCCUUACUGUUAUCGGCCGGGGCUUGGAUGACUUGAUGACAGUGAACUUGGCUCGAUACAGACCCACCGGGGAGCACGUAGCCAUCCGACGGAUUGACUUGGAGUCAUGCACUAAUGAUAUGGUCACCUACCUGCAGGGCGAAUUACAUGUGUCGAAGUUGUUUCACCACUCCAGUAUUCUACCCUACAAGAGUGUCUUUAUAGCUGAGAAUGAACUGUGGGUCAUCACCCCCUUCAUGGCUUAUGGGUCAGCCAGAGAUCUGAUCUGCACACAUUUCGCUGAUGGUAUGACUGAGUUGACUAUUGCAUACAUUUUGCUGGGCAUGCUCAAAGCACUCGAAUACAUCCACCACAUGGGAUAUGUGCACCGGAGUGUGAAGGCCAGCCAUGUGUUGAUCUCAGCAGACGGACAGGUCUGCAUGUCAGGUCUAAGGAGCAUCUUCAGUCUGAUCCGACAUGGCCAGAGGGCCAAAGUUGUCCACGACUUCCCCCAGUACAGCGUCAAGGUGCUGCCGUGGCUCAGCCCUGAGGUGCUGCAGCAGAACCUGCAGGGCUACGACUCUCGGUCAGACAUCUACAGCCUCGGCAUCACGGCCUGCGAACUAGCAAAUGGACACGUGCCCUUCAAAGACAUGCCAGCUACACAGAUGCUGCUGGAGAAGUUAAAUGGGACGGUGCCAUGUUUGCUGGAUACCACCACGAUCCCACCAGAGGAGCUGUCCAUGAAACCAUCUCGCUCUGGGGCUGACUCGGGAAUCUGCGAGGGUCCAGGAGCUGGGGGUAUUCGCCAUUCCAAUGGAGAGCCCUCCUCUUCAUCAGGAGGACACCCCUACAACCGCACGUUUUCCUCGCACUUCCAUGCCUUCGUGGAGCUGUGUUUACAGCGAGACCCAGAAAAGAGACCAUCUGCCACCACUCUCGUAGGCCAUCCUUUCUUCAAACAGAUCAAACGCCGGCCCUCAGAGGCGCUGCCUGAGCUGUUGCGGCCCGUGUCACCAAUCACCAGCUUUGAGAGUUCCCAGCCGCAGGACUCUCCCUCUGGACUGGCCAGUCUGGAGUCGGGUCUCAGCCACCUGGAGGUGGACGACUGGGACUUCUGACAGUGGAGGACUAGGUGGGAAGACACUAGUGGGAUUUUGAUGGAAAACUCUCUGAGCAUACAGGACGGGAUUCGUUUUUGUAAUGGUCCUCUUGUAAAUAAUUUAAAUCUCAAACUAAAAAGGAGUUGCUGUUCUCAGAGGUUAAAGCCAGCAGCCAUCUUGCCUCUCUUUGAUGUCUCUCACAUGCUUUUGUUCUCUAGAUAUGCACAGACUCUUGCACUGCACUGAUGGCCUCUCUCUCUUUAUUUCACACACACACACACACACCUGUUUACAGAUUGUACUCACACAUUACAACAGGACCCCUCUGUUCCUCAUUCUGUUGCUGAGGUUUCAGAGGAGGAUCUAUGGAUGUAGAUGUAGCCGAGACCUUAAGAUUCUUAAACGGAUCAGUGGGAAGCUGCUACUAAAUAUUCAGAGGGGACACUCUACCUCUUGUUUGAACAUGGCUGUAUUAUGUGGCCCAUCUGCUCGGUGCGACCGCCAUAAGGGUGCACACAGGUCCUCACAGCUCACUCACCCCUCUGUACACCAUAUGGAGGGCUUCGACUUUGUCCAAAGGGUCAACUAAUUGAACAGCAUGUAUACGCAUUUAUUUCUCUGCCUGUGUUACAGUGUAAACUACAUCUCAUGCUUAACACUUCACUUUUGUUGCACAGAGGUUAAACCAUAACAUCUGUUUACUUUAACCUUCACAGCAUAGAAGUAUGUAUUUCCUUGAACUUACUCUGGGUGUGAUGUUACUUAUGUCAGAAGUGAACGUUACAUUGGUGCUUGUUUUGUCUGCAUGUACGUUUGAAAGUGAGGGCAAAGCAAUGUGUUGCAAAUGUCAAACUUGACUUUUAACAAUAAACGUUGUUCACUUAAAUGUUGUAA